Messenger RNA from Gordionus sp. m RMFG-2023, 1016 nucleotides. RefSeq names its product ubiquinone biosynthesis O-methyltransferase, mitochondrial-like. Gene Ontology annotation, biological process: ubiquinone biosynthetic process. Gene Ontology annotation, molecular function: 2-methoxy-6-polyprenyl-1,4-benzoquinol methyltransferase activity. The record is from RefSeq and is a predicted model, not a curated record. Bases 70 to 879 code for a protein of 269 amino acids. The transcript is spliced from 4 exons. Lineage: Eukaryota; Metazoa; Nematomorpha; Gordioida; Chordodea; Parachordodidae. Gene Ontology annotation, cellular component: mitochondrion.
AGGACAUUUGAGUGGAUGAUUUGGUAAACAACGACCGCUAAAUAAUGCCCAAAUUUUAUUAAUUGAAAUAUGAAAUUUAAAAUUAAAUGUGCAAAAUAUUUUGGUAUACUUAAAAAUUAUAUUUCUACAUCAUCUGGUGACUUUACUUCCAAUCUCCAAACACUAAAUAUAAUAUCUGGAAAUUGGUGGGAUGAAGAUGGAGAAUUUAAACCACUUCAUAGCUUAAACAAUAUUAGGGUUCCAUUUAUAAGAGACAAGCUCAUUAUAAACAAUCUUAAGAGCAACAUAUUCAAGCCACUUAAUGGUUAUAAUAUUCUUGAUGUUGGGUGUGGAGGUGGAAUACUCUCCGAACCAUUAGCAAAUAUAGGAGCAAAUGUCACUGGUAUUGAUACAAAAGAGAAUAUUAAUAUUGCUAUUCACCAUUCAUUCAAUUAUUUACCAGACAUAAAAAGCAGAUUAAACUAUAUUUCAACAAUAGUAGAAGAGCAUUGUGAACAAAAACCUAAUUACUAUGAUGCUUGUAUAGCAUCAGAAGUAUUGGAACAUGUUGAUAACUAUGAGUCUUUUGUUAAAAGCUGCUGUCAAACAGUCAAGCCAAAUGGUAAGAUCUUUGUUACCACCAUAAAUAAAACAAGACUUUCAAAAUUUUUUGUAAUCAAUGUUGCCGAAAAUAUUAUGGGAAUUGUUACCAAAGGCACACAUCAUUGGCAAAAAUUUAUUCAUCCUUUUCAUCUAAUUCGAACAUUAGAAAAAUAUGGAUUCACUGUUAAUCUCAUCCAAGGCAUGAUGUACAAUCCAUUAUCUUCUAAUUGGCACUGGAUCCCUAAUAUAUCCAUUCAUUAUGUUCUUUAUGCCACAAAGAACACUAAAUAUAAAUAAAAUUUCCAGAUAAACACUAAAAAAAAUUUAUUACUUUAUAUAUAUUAUAUAUCAUAUAAUAUCAUUUUUAAACUAACAAUUUUACAUAAUUAUAAAAAGAAUAUAUAUUUCUAAAACAAUAAUAUACACUAUAUUAU